Messenger RNA from Rhagoletis pomonella (apple maggot), 4970 nucleotides. Its product is annotated as pneumococcal serine-rich repeat protein-like. NCBI's taxonomy places the organism in Eukaryota, Metazoa, Arthropoda, Insecta, Diptera, Tephritidae. The coding region runs from base 3363 to 4970 and encodes 535 amino acids. The transcript is spliced from 2 exons. The record is from RefSeq and is a predicted model, not a curated record.
AAACUGCGAACAUUUUAGUAAAACAAAAAGUGAAUGCUGCAACUGGGAGCAGUAAUAAAAUUUGAAAAUAGACUAAUAGCUAGUUUGACGAAAGGAAUUGAAGUGAAAAAUGAUUUUUUAAUUUGAAUUUAAUAUGGAUACUGAGAGGGGAAAAAAUCAUUUUUCACGUAAAAUUGUUUCGGGAAACCGGCGAUAAUAAUUUAAAAAAAUCUUAUUUUGUACGCAGCAGCUGAAUGUAAGCGUUAUAAUUAACACAAAUACCAUAAACAGUAUACGUAUAUAGCUAUUGCUACCAACAACAAAAAACUAAAAAAUUUCGACUAGUGCUUUUGGGUCGGACGUUACGAGAGUUAUGAAAAAUAUUCGAAUAACCACAAAAUUUAAUCAGAAAUCGAAAAACAAAAUUAAAAAAGAAGCUCGUGAAUCUUAACAUUUCAAUCCUCUCAGUGUUGCAUUCUUACCCAAACUGCCAGCAAAAAAGUGUAAAAAAAGUAAAAUAUUAAACGAACAGUUAAAAUAAGCUCAGAUACUCGUUAAUUGUACUUCAUAUUACUAAACGAAAUCAAAGGAUCUCUAAAAAUAUAUACCAUUCACCAAAAAAUCUAUUCUAGUUAUAUCAACACUCUUACGCAUCUGAGCAACUCUGUGUAAACGUAGAAUAACGCAUUACAACACCAAUAUCUCACGUUAUAUCUAACGGUUUUCAUAAAAGGUGACUACGGUACUGAAACUUUAUAUAAAAAGGUAAAGUGCGAAAAUUAAGUAACCAAAUGCUGUUAAAAAAAAAACAUAAAAUUCAUUAGUCAACUGCUUAUUUAUAUACAUAAGUAUUUAAUCUCGCCAAAACGCUGUCACCUACUCUAAAAAACGAAAAAUAUAUAGAACAUAUUCAAUGCACCGUUAUAUCCAGUUAUAAAAAAAAACGUAUCUAUAAUUCAUAAUUACCCCUUAAUGGAUGUCGCUAAAGCAACUGUGAAACAUCAAAUGAAAAAUUUAUGAAAAUGAAAAGCAAAAACCAAAAACCAAAUCGUUUCUACCAAAACACCAUCAACAUCUGGCGUUUUUCAUGCAACUUUUCGCAUAUGUGUACAUACAUACAAACAACAUAUUUAAACGCACAAGUGUUUAUACAAAUGCGUGAACGCGUUGCGUAUAGGCAAAUGUAAACAUACAUAUGUACAUACAUACAUACGUAGAUAUGUAAAAGUGCAACUUUCUUGAGAAGUGCAUGUAAACAAAAGAUUGCAACACUUACAGUGGGUGGUGAGACGCCUCUUUGCUCUAAACUAAACACCGCCGGAGGGAAGGCAAAUUUCGCUGUUGAAGGAAAAGUGGAGAAAAGCACAACUAAAAAAUAUCAAAACAAAAACAAAAAUACAGUGGAAGUAUUUAUGGAAAUUUAAUAGUUGCUGAUCAGAAAUUUAUUAGAAAAAAACUGUCGAAGUGACUUAAAAAGCGAGAAAUUCCAACAACUUCGUAAAUUUUAAGCACGCUUCGUGACACGUUCGCACUCUCGCUACCGAAGCAAAGUAGUUUUCACAACAAAAUGUACAUACACACAUUUUAAGUUCGUUUAAACUCACGAAUCGUGCAAUUACGAAAUAAAGAUUGAAAGAAAACACAUGAGUAAACAAAAUCCAGUUUGCAUUUUUAAGCAAUAAAAAAAGAUUUGAUAUUCAAAUAGACUGAUUUGAGCUAAAUGGCAUACAAAUAUGAAUCACGAAACGAAUAAAGGAAAGUUUUGCAAGUCUACAAGCAAAUGUAAAUGAGUAGAUCACGAAACACUCACGAAUUAAAGCAAGUCUACUGAGCCUACAAGGAGAAACAAGUGAAUAACGGUUAGGAAUCGAUAAAAAACGUGAUUUUUUAAACCAAAAUCUGUAAUCACGCACGCGUGUCAAUAGGACUUGGAUUAAUUAAAAAGCUGAAAUGUAAAAAGCUAAAAUUGUCGUUAUAUAACCAAAUCACGAAAAAAUCACGAACAUAUGAAAACAACAACACAUUAAUAAAAACAUGUGCACACAAUCACUCACGUGAGUACUUAAAUAUUUAUACGCAGUAGUCACGAAUCUCCAAAUACGCAAAAAAGCAGUAAACAUAAGUAAAAUAAAUGUAACCAUUACUUAAAGCUUUAAGCUUUUGAAAAAAAAAAAUUAAAGAAGCACUCAUGAAAGUGCAAAACACAUACGGGAGAUUUGCAAUUCCAUUGACAAUUGGAAAAUUUUUAAACUCACGAAAUACUCACGCAUGGAUUUAAAAUAUAAAUAUUUCAUUUUUGAUAACGAAAUCUAAAAAGUGGAUACCGAACACAUUUGUGUACACUAAAUAGAAAAAAAUCACACUCACGAAAAAAUAACGAUUUUCAAAAAGCGUCAGCAUAAGCAUAAAACUUGUUCGAAAUCAAACUUAAACGCAAGCAAAGUUAGCAAGUAAUACCAACUGGAAAUAUUCAAAGCUCACGAAAGACUCAUGCACAGAUUUGGGAUAAAAACUUUCAAUUUUGAUAAAGAAGUGUAAAGAGUGAAUAAAAAACACUCACAAGACUCAUGAAAAGUUCACGAUUAACAAAAAGCUUCAAAGAGAUCAUUCGAAAACAGGCUUGAAAGAAAAGGUCGCUUAUAUGUAAUGUUAAAGGCGGCUGGAAAUUUUAAAAAUUUGAGCAACGUCUAGAAUCACGAUAUUGGACUGAAAAAAGGUGUUUAGAGAAGACUGAAAAGAAGAGAAAACAAAACGCACAUAACCGCUCGAUGACUUGUGAAAACAGGCAUACCAGUUAGAAACUUGUGGCUUUCAGGUCAAACUUACUCACGAAAGCUCACGAGCUUCAAUAAACCAACAAACGCUAAGGCGGUGAAACUUUACGCAUAGCUAACUAUGCAGUCGGUUAAAAGCGUCAAAAAAAAACCUGCAACUAAGACUCACGAAAAUGUCACGUACGGGAAAAAUAUGAAAAAUAGUUCAUAAUUGCUUUCGAAGUGCGUAAACGCAUGGAUUUUACGUCCACAAAAUUUAUCACGCCCCAGAACUCGUGUAUACGAGGACUCCUGAUGUCGUGAUUUUUAAGAAAGGAAUAAUUGUAUGAAAUUCUGUAUACGUACAAUACACCGAAACGCACAAACGAUACGGGAAUUGCUAUACAAAGUUCAAAAAAAACCAAACAAACAAAAAGUCAUAUACAACAACAAUGCUGCAAGCAAAAUAUUUGCCGCGAAUCAAAGCAAUAGCACUACAUCUAAAUCUAAAAUAUAAAAAAAAAUUAUCCCAUAAGACUCAUCAGUAGUUUAUCGAAGGAAUCGUCAAUUCGUCGACACCCUUCAAUCAUCAACCAAGUAACCAACCAACCAACCAACCAACGCAUUUAAAUGUUGCCCAUCGACUCAGCGCUUGCUGCCAGCUCUGCCAAAGCAUCGCACAGCUCUCCACCUUACACGCUGCGUUGCCGGCCAGCGCGCGGUACGGUCGCCGAACAACGCGCCACCAGCAACUUUGUGCUCAUCACGCAGCAUCAGCAGCCACAACAACAGCAGCAGCAGGAUAACAAGGCUGGUGGCAUGCGCGCAAUGGAUGAGGGCACCAAAGUCAGCACAACUUCUGUUAAUAUACACAGCUGCAAUAGCAACAACAGUAGCCACAGCACGACGGUGAGCGCCAGCAGCAAUGACAAUCCGGGCGGGGGAAAUGGUGGCGGCGGCCUUGCUGCAACGAGCUUUCGCAACAAAAUGCCAUCCAUCUCGAUUAUACCAUUGCCAGUCAGCAGCGCCGCUAGCUGCAGCGGUAGCAGCACAACCACCAGUGUGGUGCGUACUGUGACCACUUCGAAUAAGGCCACUUCGCCACCACCGCUCUUCAACUCACCGCCAAGAAGCAAUAACAACGGCUUUGCCUAUAAUAACAACGCUGCUAACGUGCAAACCCAACGCCCAUUAUUGCAACACCAAUACCAGCAGACAGACAAGUGCACCAUAUUAAAAUUUGAUGUGCUACGCAAGCCAUCUGCAGCAGCUGAGCUCCUGCCGCGCAAUAUCAUCACCACAGCGUCAAAAACGCACGCGACUACAGCAAGCGCCCCGGCGACUGUCACGAGCGCUGUGACGUUUACCACGACUGCCGAUCGUCGCCAGCAGCACUUGCAGGCAUUGCAGCAAUCCAUCUUCGAUCAGGAGAUGUCCGAUGAUGCCGAAGCGGAUGCGGAAAUAGCUGCGCUACAUCAGCAGGUGGUCGGCGGCGGCGGCGGCGGCGGCGGUGGCGGUGGCAGCAGCAGCAUUGGUGCGGGCAGCCAACCGAUUAUCGUCAAGAUCGAGCCAGCGCAAUCCUUUCACAUCGUUGAUGAAUCGGAUACGCGCGUGCUGAGCUUACCGCUCUCGGAUGCUGAUAAAGUGGGCGCCAGUUGGAUUGAUCUCAAAGAUAUUGCCGGACUGCAGACCACCUCUGCCACGCUGGUGGAUGUGUGCUUCGAAUCGCCACCAGGUUUGUUGCCUGUUAGCAGCAAUUCGUCAACUUCAACGAGCGGCGAGCAAGUGCUGCAUACAUCGGUGGAUUCGGGUAGUAUUGGCAAUGCGCCGCCGGCUAAGAAGCGCCAGCUGGUUGUGAAACAGGUGCAAGUAGAGCAGCCGACUGCGACGGCAACUGCGAUUGAGACUGUAAUGACGCCUGCGACAGCUGUGACUGCAACGGCAACAGCUACGGUGUCCACAGCGUCUGCAACGGCUACCGUGACGCGACUCAGUUUGUCUGAGCGUAGUGUACCACAACAGCAACAGUCACAGCAAUUGCAGCAGCAGCAACAACAGCAAAGUCAAAACAAGGGUACCACUACCACCAACACAACAACGGCAACGAGCGCGGGACUAACGCCUUCCUCAUCGACGGGACUGAACGCCGGCGGAGCAAUGACAGUCACCUAUACCCCGACAGCUCCACGACGCUUUACAUCUGCGCUGGAAUGCUGCCGACCGCGUCCGGGCACUUGA